UUCCCUCUCAGUACCAUGAUGUCUCCUUCCCCUUUUCCUCCGCCAUCUCUGACCCAGAGAGACAGUUUGGAAAGAAGCCACGUUUUGCAUUCUGUACAGUGCAAUACUGUAUUUCUACUCUUCUGUAAAAAGCCAUACCACUGCAGUUUUUCUGAAGAGGAGGUACCCAUGGUAACAUCUCAGGUAGAUAAGCUUCCUAAAUUUGGAAGUGACAAUGCCAGAGAAAAAGAUGCCAGUGAAUCUAAACCAGAGCUAUCAGUUUUGGUAUCUACCCUGGAAAACAAUAUCAAAUGGCCUUUUCCAAAGUAUGAAGCCCAGAGAAAUUCUUCAGACUUAAAGAUGCCAGCAUUCCAACACAGUGAGGAGCUUGCUUGCUCCAGUAGCAUGGCUGACUUUGCUUCAGGAGUGGGGCAGACAUCUUCAAAUGUAGUAAUAGACUUGAAAACCUCGUUGGAAAAACAGGCUAGUCACCCGAAAGAAAAUUUGUCAGAAUCGCACAGAGAGCAUCUUGUCCUCGAAAAAGGUAGAGAGGCACAAGAAAUGGUUCCACUAGAUUUAAGUGAAAAAUCAACGAGGGCUGAUUCAUGCAAUAAGGGUCUUAACUCAUCUUUGCAGGCGGCUUUGAUGGUCCAUCCAUGUCCUUACUGUAGUCAUAAGACCUAUUACCCUGAAGUCCUGUGGAUGCACAAAAAAAUUUGGCACAAAGUCAGCUGUAACUCGAUGGCUCCACCAUGGAUUCAACAAAAUGGUUUCAAGAGUAUAAAAAACAACUUGGUUUUUCUGUCAAGAAAUGGACGCACUGGUCCUCCUCCAUCCCUUGGUGGUAAAGAAUGCCCACCUUUACCUGUUGCUAGGUUUACACGCACUCAAGUGCCAAGUGCAUUGCCAGGAUCCAAAAGCAAUUCUUCCCCUGUUGGGAUAACAAUAAAGUCUGGAAGUAUACAUCAGUCUAAGGACAGCCAUUCGUUUGGCCACUGUGGUCCACGGUCAUCAGGUCUAGAUGGGUUCAGGCAGUCCAAAUCCAACCACCCCCAAGAGCAGCACAGCAGCACAGCACAACAGCCUCAGCUUAAAGCGAAAUAUGAAGUAAACUCCAAACCGAUGCACGUGGGAAGCUUUAGCAGAAGCCUCACACCCACCCAGACAGUCGUAUCUAGGCCCGCCUCAAAGCCUGCCAGCAGUAAACAGGUGGAGAAGUACGUGAUUUCCCAAGGAAGUGCUGGUUUCCCUCCAAGUAAACAUUGUGCAUCUGACCCCAUAAAAGCCAAAUUCAACCCACCACCUCAGUAUCACCCUCUAUGUAAAACUGAGCAGUACACUAAACAUGAAGAGCAUUCGGUGCCUCAGUGGGAAUCUCACAUCAAGGCUGGGAAUGAGAUAAGAACAUUGGCAAACUGCACAACAGGAGCAAGAGCAAGUCCACUAAUGCAGCCUCAGCCUAGCACAGCUGGAGUUUCUCCCGCUUUGCACUCCAUCAAACAAGAACCAGCACCAGAAGGGCACGAGAAACGUUUGGACAUUUUUUUUAAGACCUACAUUCCAAAGGACCUUGCUUCAUUGUACCAAACCUGGGGUGCCAAUAACCCUCUGCUAGAACAUGCAGGGAUGCUUAGGACACAAACACGCCAAGGAGACUGUGUCUGCAUAGAAUGUGGAAAAUGCUUUAACCAGCCCAGUCACCUCAGGACGCAUAUGAGGUCCCACACAGUGGUAUUUGAGUCUAAUGGACUCCGAGGUACUGAAGUUCACACCACCUCCGCAGAUGCCCCAAAACAAGGGAGAGACCAUUCCAAUGCAGAUAUUGUCCAUACAGUGCCUCUCAGAAAGGGAACCUAAAAACACAUGUGCAGUGUGUGCACCAGGUACCCUUUGACAACAGCCAGUACCCCGAUCAGCGAUUCCGACAACUUCAAAACGAUGAUCCCAACAACCCCAUAGAAGAACAGCUGGAAAACUUCCCUAGAAGCCAUCACAUCUCUGGAGUCACUGUGCUAGAGUGAAAACAGUUCUCUGCUAGAAUGGAAAUGCUUCUACACUGUUAAUCAUUUUAAAAUAAAUGAAGAUGCUACACAUGAUAUAUAUAAAUUGACGUACUAAUCAGUCCCAUGGUUCCUUAUUUCCUUUAUAAUAAACAGUCGAGUUGGCAAGCACUGUGGCAGUGCAAGGCAUCUAUAUUAAUCAAGAUAAGUUUGAGACACUGGAAAAAUUAAACUAUAUGUGAUUUGGACAGCGUGAAGAAUUUAAGUACUGUAACAAAAACCUCCCUGAUGCUCAGAACGACUAUUUGAUACAUUUGAAAAACAGCAGUGGAUUUGGGAGCCGAAGAAGUAUUAAUUAAGGAAACUGCCACUGCUUGUCAAGCCGCAAAGUAAACUUGAAAAAAGAAAAGGAGGGGGAGCAAGAAAGAGGUGGCAUUUGGUGCUUGAGAGAGUAGUGCUUGAUGAAGGACUGAAGAGAAGACCAUCAUUCUACAAUGGUUUGUUUCAUUACAGUUUGGGGACCAGUUGCAUUUCUAAGUCUUGUUCUUGACUGCACACCAUUAAUACUAUGUGAAUAUGGAAAAUGAAACACUUCCACAGAAAGACUUAUAUUCUGCUUUGGAAAAGAAAAGCUGAUUGAACACUAAAAAAAAGAAAAAAAAAGGCUUCGGUGUUUUACUCUCAGGACCUUUUUUGUAACAGGGCUACUUUCUUUGACCUGAUCACAAAGGAAGUCUGCACGUUUAAAAAAAUUAUUCAGCUGUUUAAAGCCGCUGAUCUGUACAUUUUUAAUAGAAAAGAAAUUGUUGAACAAGUUCAGGCUGACCUAGGCCCUUAGGGUACUUUAUGCUCCUGCAUUUUUGUUCAGCAAGCCAGUUGCCCUUCCUUUCUGGGCUUGGUGACAUUUUGAAAAGAUGAGUAACUUCUUUUGUGGUGGCAGGUUAAUGUUUAUAUAAUGUGUCAUGUCUUGUACUUGGUGAUCACUGGUGGUGUUGGGGGGGAAAGAGCUUUAUAUACCUCUUCUACAGUAACUCUUUUAAAUGCAAAUUUUCAAGGUGGGGGUUGUGGCACAUAACAGGUUGGCAAACCAUGCAGUGUAAGCAAUUCAAAAAUGUAUUCCACAGAUAUAAAUAUUUUCCUUUCUCAUUGCUGUGACACUAUGUGUGAUGGUAAUAUUUCUGAGAGUUUCAGAUUUUGCACAUAUAAUUUUAUGCAUUAUCAAAAGUAACUGCUGCCUUGAAAGAAAAUGUUCUGUGAAAUUUUUUGCAAAAGCUUUACUAGGUUUUUUUUAAUUGUAACAUUUUGUAAAGGCAGGAAAUGAAUUAAAAGAAACUCGCAUGCUAAAUAUAUUUUUCAAAAAAAAAAGCAAUAAUUUUACAUGUACAGAAAUGGUAACCUUUAAUAUCGGCGAGAGCAACAGUUUACUUAAACCAAUAAUGAAAUAGUGCUGUUUUUGUAGUAAAUGGGCUUCUGACACAAAGAUUUGUCUAAAACCCCCCAUAAAGUGUGAUUUUUCUGUUCUAACCCUU
Molecule: messenger RNA, 3508 nt
Organism: Pelodiscus sinensis (Chinese soft-shelled turtle)
Lineage: Eukaryota; Metazoa; Chordata; Testudines; Trionychidae
Source: RefSeq, a predicted model, not a curated record